CUCCCGCUAUUGUCGACAUUCUCGAGAGUGUCCACAGGACAUCUCUGAUAUGGAUGAAAUCGUCAACCCCAAGGGGGGUCUUUCUGCAACGUCUAUCACCCCUGCUUCUGCCACCGCGACCGCGUUCAAUACACCUACGUCGCAUCUUAGGACAACAGUCGAGCUAGAGGCAAACAUUUUUGUUGCUUCUCAGCGGGGGGAUAUUGCGCUCAUUCGCGAGCUCAUCGAGUCUGGCAAGGCCAGAGCGACAGAUCGGGAUGAGCAGAAUAUCACACCUUUGCAUUGGGCUGCGAUCAAUGCCCAUGUCCCAGCGUGUCGCUUCCUGCUCGAACAGGGCGCAGAAGUUGAUGCUCUAGGAGGCGACCUCAUGGCUACCCCCAUGCAAUGGGCUGCGCGCGGAGGAUAUCUCUAUGUCAUCCAGCUUCUCGUCGCUCACAACGCCGAUCCCAACAUCAAAGACUCUCAAGGAUACAAUACCCUACACCUCGUCACCCAUUCCUCAUCAAUAAUGCCUCUCCUUUACCUUCUCCAUCAACCCAUCAGCGUUGACGAGCGUGAUACUAACGGCCACACGGCGCUAAUGUGGGCGGCAUACCAAGGCGAUGCACUCUCAGUCGACCUCUUACUCAAGCAUGGUGCCAGUACCACUGUCAAAGAUGACUCAGGCCUCACACCGCUGCAUUGGGCUGUUGUCCGAGGAAACAGGAUGUGCAUUCGGAGGCUGAUCGAGAAAGGCGCCGAGAUCGGUGCAAAGGACAAUGAGGGCAGGACUGCGCGAGAUAUGGCCGUAGAGCUGAAAAGCCUUGGCGCGUGGAAGAGAGCGCUAGAAGAAGGAGGAUUCAUGGAGGACGGCUCUAAGAAAAGAAAACCCAUGAGCGAGCGGAACACGAAAAUUGCAAUUUUUGUCAUGCCCACAAUUUUCUUGUAUCUUAUUUUUAUGACUCUCACGAUCCUUCCAUGGUAUACUGGUAUUAUAUUGGCGAUGGCCGAAUUCUUUGGAAUGCAUCACAUCGUUACCCGUGUUCUACUUAAUAGACCAACAUAUACCGAUAGCGUUACAGCGAGCCCUUACUUUGCAGGCAUUAUAUUCGCAUCCAUGGUAUGGGUUGCAUACGCAUGGGUCACACGUCUGCUGCAACAGACCGAGUCGCACGCGUUCACCCAUCUUAGUUUCGCAUUGAGCUUCGGACUCUGCGUCUACAACUUCUUCCGCUCGAUGACACUAGACCCGGGAACCUGUCCAGCACCCACCAGCGACGCCGAGCUGAAGUCGAUCAUCGAAGACCUCGCUUCGGAGGGUCGCUUAAAUGGCCAGACUUUCUGUAUUCAGUGCAUGGCGAGAAAACCGUUGCGAUCGAAACACUGUCGCGUCUGUGACAAGUGUAUUGCUCGUUCAGACCACCAUUGUCCAUGGGUCUGGAACUGUGUUGGCGUCCAUAAUCAUCGACAGUUCAUUCUUUUCGUAACAACACUUGUUCUCGGGAUUAUCCUUUUCGACUAUCUCACCUUCGCCUAUUUCUCUGCACCCGACCUUCAACCCUCCCUCUCCCCGUCUUGCCUCUUCCCUGCAGCGAUCUGCACCCUCACGGCGACCGACACUUUCCUCUUCUCCGUCGCGAUGUGGUCGACGGUGCAGCUCCUUUGGACGAUCGUUCUCCUCGCGAGCCAAUUCUGGCAGGUCGCGCGGCAGAUGACCACGCUCGAGGUGUCUAAUCUUGGGCGGUAUGGAUUUAUGGGCGGGCGCGGGGGCGCGAGCCUCGCGUCGCAGAUGGGACAUCGGCACCAGCAUGGAAACGGGCAGAAUCCGAGCUCUGACGAGGUCACGCCGACGUUGGACCACGGGCACGGGCACGGGCACAAGCACGGCGUGUGCGCGGGGUGCGGGAGCGGAUUUCUCAUGCACCUCCUUGGUCUGGACCGCUUCACGUCCGGCGGCGCGGCCAACGGGCUCGCGCGCGCAUCCAAGGCCGCGAACCCAUUCGACAUGGGUGUCGUUGCCAACUGCAAGGACUUCUGGACCGUCGGGCGGGAGCUUGGGGUCGAGUAUGAGCGGUUAUAUGAGGUGCCCGCGGAGGGCUUCCGCGAAGCGAGGCGCAGGAGAGAGGAAGACGGCGAGGAACUCGGUGCAAGCGUGGGCGGGAGGAAGGGCCUGCGGCAGACGCUCAUGAUGGGAUUGGGCUUAGGCGCGAACAGGAGUGGGCGAGGCGGGUACGAGCCUGUUGGCCAGGUGUAGCCAAAGUGUUCGGUAGGCUUCUUGUGUUUCAAUUGUCUGUGUAAUUCUACUUUAUAUCCGUUGACACUGUUGUUAGCGUGGACUUUUCAUGAUACAUGGUCAGGCCCUCCUGUCUACCUCACGCCUCAGCAUUCCAUACAGUCAUGACUUACGAGCAUUGAAUGGAUCGCUGAUUUUCCUACGCACCUGGAGGAAAGCUAAUAGAUAUUCAUUCCCCACUAGAAAAAAUAAAGCGAUACAAUUUCUCAACUUC
Molecule: messenger RNA, 2486 nt
Organism: Heterobasidion irregulare TC 32-1
Lineage: Eukaryota; Fungi; Basidiomycota; Agaricomycetes; Russulales; Bondarzewiaceae
Exons: 10
Coding region: 50-2233 (727 amino acids)
Biological process (GO): protein palmitoylation
Cellular component (GO): Golgi membrane
Molecular function (GO): palmitoyltransferase activity; protein binding
Source: RefSeq, a predicted model, not a curated record